AUGCACGGGAGCAUCUACGAGGACAGGCCCGUCGAGGAGCCUCGCGCUAUGCUGUGGAUGGCAAAGAACAUCGAGCGGACAGGCGGCUCCCCGAUGCAGUGGUAUCACAAGUACUUGACGGAGAACCGUAUCGCGCUGUGUAGACUCCUCGAGCACGCGGGGUGCGGCGACCAGCUCAACUUCGCCUCGCUGGCCGCGUUCGAGGUUCUGGCAAGGAGGGCGCAGCGGCUGCUGGACGCGGCCAGUCGCGGGCCCGUGGAGGGCCGUUUCGAGGGCGAGGAGCUGCGGUCGGGGCACCGCCAGCAGAGGACCGCGGGGAUCGCCCCCGCCCCGAAGGCUCACGUCACCAACCGCACGAAGGGGAAUGCUGAUAUUGAGAAGCAGCGCCAGAGGGCCCGAGAAGUGCGCGCCGCCGCCGCGAAUCCCGGGGCAAAGCCGGACGCCGAACGCCGCGUCUCCCUCAGAGGGGCAGCGCCCUCGGGCGCGUUUUUGGCGCUCGGUGUGACGUUCGUGGUCGUGCUGAGCUACCUCAUCUUUUUCACGAUGCAGUCCGAGCUCUUCCCCUUGCCGUCGCUGGUGGAGGAGGGGCCUUGCCGUGCUGGGCUGAGCCGAGGGGUGCGUCAGCGGGUCGCCCGCCGCCAUGCCGUCUUUCACCGUGCCAACGACGCCAUCGACGCUUUGAACUGGCUGAGUGGGUGUGGAGAGAAGGCGCCCCCCGUCGGCGCGUGCUCCCGGGCUCAGUUCGAGGCCGCCCGGCAUGUGCGGAGCGUGAUGCAGCGCUCUCAGGCGAUUGAUAUCGCACCCCGUCCGGAUGAAGCCGCCCGCGCGCUUCUGCGCCCCCGAGCCGGCUACGACUCGGAUGAGCACAUCGUCAGCGACUGCCAGGAAGAGCUGUUGUCGGUGCCCUCCUCGUGCAAGGACUGUCCGCGCGCGGUGGGCGUCGCGCCGGCUGAGGCUGCAUCUAUGCAGGUAGACUUUUUUUUCAACCGGCUGGAGUCUAUUGGAGUCUUGCGGUGGUGCGCCACGUGCAAUGGGCGUGCCGCCGUAUUCUGCGCCAAGAAGAAGUCGGGGAAUCAGCGGCUGGUUGUGGGCGCUCGCCGCAUCAAUCGCCGAUUUCGAGACCCUCCUGGAGUGGGGCUGGCGACCGCCGAGUCCCUAGGUUUGGUCGAGGUCGACGACGACGCCGAGAUCUCUGUCAGCGCGGGGGACGUGCGGGGCGCCUCCUACCGCUUCAAGGUCGAUGUGGAGCUGAGCCGGUACUUUGCGCUGCCGCCCCCGCGGGCGGAGGAGCUCGGCGUCCGCGAGGCGGAGGGGGAGUGGCUGUCACCAGACCGCUGGGUGCACCCCUGCGUCGCGGUGCUCACGAUGGGGUUCAAGUGGUCGCUCUACCUCGUGCAGGAGGCGGUCGCCAAGCAGGUGGAGACCGCCGCGGGCGUGCCCGCGGACCGUCGGCUGCAGACGUUCGGCGGCUCGCGCCUGAUCACCUCCGGCGGGCAGCUCCCCCACUAUGUCUACGUGGGCAACGUGGGUUUCUUGGGCAGCCAGCGCAAGGAGGUGCAGACUCUGAAGGAUCAGGCGCGCGGCGCCCUCGACGGCGUCGGCCUGGCCACCCGCGAGCACGCCCGCGCCCAGACCAGCGUUGGGAUCCUGGGUGUAGCGAUCGACGGUCGCGUUGGCAUGGUGGCCACCGCCCUGGAGAACAUGUGGAAUAUUGAUCGCCUGCUCACCAGGCUGCUGGAUCGCGGGGCUGCAUCUGGGCACCAGCCCGAGUCGACUGUAGACCGCCUCGCGUUCAUUUUCAUGCUCCGCCGCCCUCUGUUGUCGGUUUUGUCUGCUACCUAUCAGUUCAUGAGGGGCGUGGGUGGGGGGCAGGUCGACCUCUGGCCCUCCGUGCGGGCCGAGCAUAGUGCCGCGCCUGCGUUACUUCCAUUCGCCUUCGCUCAGUGGAAAUUGCCCUGGCACCGCGAGGUGGUUGCGACGGGUGCCUGCCCUACAGGGCGGGGGGUGGUCGAGAGUAUCUGGGGCGAGAAAAACGUAAAAGAGGUGGGGAUGGUCGACGAGCGGCUGCGUUUUCGGGUUCGGCAAGAUAUGGCUCACCGGGCUCACGCUCUUGCAGGUUCUCGAGACGCCCUAGAGGACGGGUGCGCCAUCUACGCUCCCAAAGGCACCAACGACCCCGACGAGGCCCCCUGGAAGUACGUGUACUCUGGUAGUUAUUUCACCCGGGAGGGGCCCGUCCGCAUCCUGGAGGCCAAGGGAAUGAUCUGGGCCCUUCGGCGGUGCGAGGUGCGGCGGCUGGCGAGCGACGGCCGCCGCGCCCGCGAGAAGCUGACGACGCCGCGACCAGCCAGGCAGCGGCCGGUGGCGCGCUUGCCCCGGGGCGAGCCGGCAGCGCAGCCAGCCGAGACGAGGAGGCGGACUGCGACGUUGAUCAGGCAGGAUCGCUUCUCGGUGGAGGCCGCGUUCCUCGGGCACUCGUUGCUCGAGGCGAAGGCGGUGGGCGAGAAGGUCCACAAACGGUGCCUCGGGUUGAUGGAGGAGUUCGCGCGGGGCUGCGCGAGGCUCGGGCCCUCGCUCAACUCCCCAGAGGAGAUCGACUUCGCGCCAAUCGAGGUGUUCGACGAGAGGUUCUUCAACGGGACGGACGGGGGCGUCGGGCACUUCCGGCUGGCCGCCAUCAAGGGCCUCCGCCGGGAGUUUGGGCGGGCUGGCAUGUUCUGGCUGUCCCGGGCGCGCCCCGCGUGGGCCGCCGCGAUGGUCGAGCUGGCACGGGCAAGCUUCCUCGCGACGGCGAUCGAGAUGCUGGUCGCCCUCGUGACCUACGGGCGCCCAGGGGGGAUCCACCAGCUGAAGGCGAAGUGGCUCAUCCCGCCGUUGGCAACCGUGGGGCCGCACUGGGCGAUCGUCAUCCGGCCGCCCAAGGAGUUGCGGCCGACCAACGUAGGCAUCUACGACAACACCGUGGUCUGGAACAGGGAGGGCGCGCGGAUCAUCCAGCUGCUCGUGGACCUCAAGCGCGGAAAAGAAGACCGCGACCCCCAGUCUGGCUACCGCUGCGCGAGCUGCCUGAAGCAGGUCAAGACCGCGCGCAAGCGGCUCGGCCUUACCAAGUUGGUGCCCUACCGACUCAGGCACAGUGGGGCGUCGUGGGAUUGCCUGCCUUUGAGGAGGACGUUCGACGAGGUCAUGAAGCGAGGUCAGAGGGGCAGCCACAAGAGUGUCGUGCAGUGGCAGCGCCCGCCCAAGAGUUUCAAGCUGGUCGCGAUGUGGUGCGUGGCCAACCUGUGCCGCGCCCUCCUCGACGGCCCCCCCGCCCCCGCGGCCCCUUCUCUUCCGCGGAGUGGGAUUUUGAGGGCGUCUACGCCGGCUGUGGCGGCGUCUCGGCUGAAGUGA
This is a messenger RNA of Prorocentrum cordatum, 3393 nucleotides long. The record is from the annotation of a GenBank genome assembly. Lineage: Eukaryota; Dinophyceae; Prorocentrales; Prorocentraceae.